AUGGCGAGGAAGCCGCACAUCCCGCCCUUGGUUGGGUGGUUAUACGAUCUUGUGCUAUGGACGUUCUCAGUGCUCGUUGAUCUCUUCUUCCGGGAGGUCCAUCCGCGUGGCUCAUGGAAAAUUCCUCGACGGGGUCCAAUGAUCAUUGUCGCGGCCCCUCAUGCUAAUCAGUUUGUCGAUUCCUUGAUCCUUAUGCGUGUACUGCGCACCGAGGCGCACCGUCGAAUCUCGUUCCUGAUUGCAGAGAAAUCGUUUCGCCGCAAGUUUAUCGGGCUUUUGGCGAGAGGCAUAGGAACUGUGCCCGUGUCUCGGGCAAUGGAUAUGAUGAAACCUGGCCAGGGUACCGUUUAUCUCCCGGAUCCAAUCAACCAACCUACUCUGUUGCGCGGCGUCGGAACAAAUUUCGAAGGUCCAGGCUUCGAGAAGGACGGCACGAUCGCACUUCCGACCAUCAAUGGAACUUCGCAUAACUCGAACAUCGCUGAGAUUCGCGGUCCAGAGGAACUGAUUCUCAAGAAGCCAUUUACCCACAAGGAUGCGCUGUUCCAGUUGACAGGUCGGAAUGAUAUUACCGACGAUGGAAAGUUCUCUGCAGAUGUAACCGACAAAGACCGCGCUGAUUUCAAUGGGUCCAAGUUCAAGGUGGCGCCCCAUGUGGACCAGAGUGCAGUGUAUGAUGCGGUGUUUGGAAGACUCCUUGGGGGUGGCUGUAUCGGUAUUUUCCCAGAGGGAGGUAGCCACGAUCGCUCCGAUUUACUUCCCUUGAAGCCUGGUGUGGCCCUCAUGGCUCUCGGUACGUUGGCGGAGAAUCCUGACUGUGGUUUGAAGAUCGUGCCGUGCGGAAUGAACUAUUUCCACGCUCACAAAUUUCGGUCGAGAGCGGUGAUUGAAUUCGGAACUCCUCUUGAAGUUCCCAGAGAGUUAGUUGAAAUGUAUAAGAACGGUGACAGAAGAGGUGCUGUGGGUCCUUUAUUGGAUAUUAUAUACCAGAGUCUCGUGUCAGUGACCGUAACCAGUCCAGAUUACGAGACAUUGAUGGUCAUCCAAGCUGCACGCCGUCUGUACAACAUCAAAGGGAAGAAAUUGCCCCUUCCAAUGGUUGUUGAACUCAACCGCCGUCUCGUCAAAGGCUACUCGCAUUUCAAAGAUGACCCGCGAAUUAUCAGUCUUAAAAAGUCGAUCGCGGACUAUAACAAAGAACUGCGUUUAUUGGGAAUCCGUGACCACCAGGUUGAUUAUGCGAAGUUCUCAUCCAUCAAAGUGAUUGCGACACUGAUAUAUCGCCUGGGUAAAUUAGUUCUUCUCACUAUUGGGACCUUACCUGGGCUUCUUCUCUUUACCCCUGUUUUUAUCACGACCAAGUUGAUUUCAAACAAGAAAUCGAAAGAAGCACUGGCUGCUUCAACAGUCAAGCUUCAAGGCCGUGACGUAAUGGCAACUUGGAAACUCCUCGUUGCUCUCGCAUUUGCUCCCGCUCUUUACGCCUCUUAUACCAUGACGUUCACCUAUUGGGCCUAUCGUAACCGCAUUAACGGUUAUGUGCCUGAAUCCGUACCGCUGUGGACAUUUAUACCUAUUGGCAUGGUCCUAUUCCCGACUAUUACGUUCGCCGCACUGCGUAUCGGGGAGAUUGGCAUGGAUAUUGUCAAAUCCUUGCGCCCAUUGUUGUUGUCGCUCAAUCCGUCGUCGGCCAACACGUUGGUCAAACUCCGCUUACGACGCGCUGCGCUCGCUAAACAAGUCACCGACAAUAUCAACACGCUUGGCCCUGAAUUGUUCCCAGACUUUGAUGCUGCAAGGGUUGUGACGGACCCUUUCCGCGAGCUCAACCGACAAGCUUCGACUCUAGAAAGCGAACAACCACCAAGCGUGGAGAUCAGCAGGGCGAGCACGACGAACUUCGACGAAGGCUCGGCUUCCCAAGAACCACUCCCUCGAAACGAAUCGUUCCACAACCUUGCGAACUUUGGCUUUUUCUCGACCCGGCCCCCGAGCCGGAAUCGUAGCCGCAGCAACAGUCGUAGUAGCUCGUUUGGAGGGUUACCGGGCACAUCAGGCCAGCAGCUGAAACCUCUCAGCCAGCUCUCAGCCAAAGAUGGACUUGAUGAGGUGAGUUUCAAGAUUCGUGAUGCAAUGCGCGAACGCGGAGAGCGACGUCGGCGAAGUGAGGAUAAUAGCAGUUGGGACAUGGCCAGCUCGGGGCCCGGGACGCCGCACAGCGAAGAGAACCGGAAGGAUAUAUAA
This is a messenger RNA of Aspergillus puulaauensis, 2244 nucleotides long. Its product is annotated as putative glycerol-3-phosphate acyltransferase Sct1. The record is from RefSeq and is a predicted model, not a curated record. Bases 1 to 2244 code for a protein of 747 amino acids. Gene Ontology annotation, biological process: phospholipid biosynthetic process. The transcript has 4 exons. Lineage: Eukaryota; Fungi; Ascomycota; Eurotiomycetes; Eurotiales; Aspergillaceae. Gene Ontology annotation, cellular component: endoplasmic reticulum membrane. Gene Ontology annotation, molecular function: glycerol-3-phosphate O-acyltransferase activity; glycerone-phosphate O-acyltransferase activity.